Messenger RNA from Eremothecium sinecaudum, 2517 nucleotides. It is a transcript of the gene KCS1, whose product is annotated as inositol polyphosphate kinase KCS1. Gene Ontology annotation, molecular function: inositol hexakisphosphate kinase activity. The record is from RefSeq and is a predicted model, not a curated record. The coding region runs from base 1 to 2517 and encodes 838 amino acids. Gene Ontology annotation, biological process: inositol phosphate biosynthetic process; phosphatidylinositol phosphate biosynthetic process. NCBI's taxonomy places the organism in Eukaryota, Fungi, Ascomycota, Saccharomycetes, Saccharomycetales, Saccharomycetaceae. The transcript has a single exon. Gene Ontology annotation, cellular component: cytoplasm; nucleus.
AUGAAUUUUAAAGAGCAGCAGGAAACAGUACGGGAUACUGUAGUUGCUGGGAAGGAGCAUAAUGGGCUUGCUGAAUCUACUGAUGAAGUUCAAGGUCAUAGAGUUUUACAUGGGAGGAAGGCGAGCACAUUUUUGGGUAUUUUUGAUAAUUCACCCCCGAUUGAUGGAAUAACAGGUAAGAAGCAGUCUGAUGGGUCUGAUGGGGAGGAGAAAUCGAAUGCGGAGGAACUGUUGAAGAAGAAGAAGAAAAAGAAGAAGCGUGAAAAUGAGCUAGCACUACUAGCGGAGUGUGAGGAAGUAGGUGAUGUUCGAAUCUGCAAACCUGGUACGGGUUAUCCUGUGGAGUCAGUUGAGCAACAAGAUUUAGAACUUUAUACGGAUGACGAGCCGACUCCUUUGGUGUUUAGAGAAUCGGUUUCGAAGCCGAUAUCUUCGGCCAUUUAUUAUCCGCACAAGCUGAAAGAUGAACAACUUUCUGCACUUCAUUCGUUGCAUUCGGAAUCUCUGCUUCCUCAAUCGCAGCAGUCAGUGCAGUCCGAGGCUACUGAGGGUGUACCUACUGAUAUCUCACUUGCAUCACAGUCUAAUUAUUCCGCAGUUGUGGACUCUGAAGAUGAAGAUAACGCUUUAUCCUCUGAUGAAACUCAAGAAUUUCCUCUAAAAGUAGAGUUACAGCCAUUUACCGAUAAUGUUGGUGGGCACACAGCGAUAUUUCGAUUCAGCGAACGCGCUGUUUGUAAAGCCCUUGUGAACCGGGAGAAUAGUUGGUAUGAAACAAUAGAACUAAAGCAUCCUGGUCUACUACAGUUUAUGCCUCGUUAUAUUGGUGUCUUGAAUGUAAGACAGCACUUUAAUUCAAAAGAAGAAUUUUUAAAUCACUUGUCAGCAAAGAAGACUAAGUUAUACAAUACGAUUGCUAGUCCAGAAGCGAUUGAUGAAACUUUGCGACAUAACCAUUUGGAUAGAGUUCUAUCGCCUGAGAUCGAUCCUAUUGAGCAAAUUUCAUCUCCGCAAAUUGUGGAAGAAACACCGUUACCGGAAGUAUGCCUUGAUGAUAAUAAGCAUAUCAUUCCAGAUUCCCUGUGGUGUAGGUAUUCCCAUUCGCCUUCUUCAGUACCAAGCGAAGAUUCAUUGCUCAACUCGAGACAUAACAGUGGAAGCAAUUUAUUGACCAAGGCACGUGGGAGUGGAAAUUUGCCCCUGCUUGCACCUAAUGAAACAGGAUCUACGCUUGUUAACACUAGAUUGAAAGAAUUAGUCAUCGAAGAGGUCUUCGGUCAACCAACGGUAGCUUCUAAGUCUCAGCAAAAUUUGCAACAUACCGGUCGCUCUCAAUUUCGCCAAAUAAUCCAUCAUAUGCGUCAUAGCAGUAAUCCAAAUGAUAACGGCGGCAAAAUUAGGAUACAAUCAAGCGACUGUUUAACGAACGUACCAGCGAAUAAGCAAUCAAGAUCAUCUUCUACCUCAUCGUCUGCUGCUCAGCAUUCCUCGCGCAAGAAAAGGCAAGACUCUCGUAACUCUUUGGUUGAUCUACGGGAAAUUAAGCAAGGAAUAUGUGCGGACAAAUCAGAGUUGUUUGCAGAAGACGAUGAUUCAUCUGCGCUAUCUGUAGCAAACUCACCGAAGUCACGGCCACAGCAUACCGCGCAUGAAUCUAUUUCAUAUGAAGAACAGUCCCACACGGUAGUUUCUAAGUUCAUUUUACUAGAGGAUUUGACUAGGAAAUUAAAUAAGCCAUGUGUGCUAGACUUAAAAAUGGGUACCCGCCAAUAUGGCGUGGAUGCAAAAAGAUCAAAACAAUUAUCACAGCGAGAAAAGUGUAGAAAUACAACUUCUCGUAAAUUAGGUGUUCGCAUUUGUGGGCUAAAGAUUUGGAACAAAGAUUAUUACAUUACAAGAGACAAGUAUUUUGGUCGUCGCGUGAAAAUAGGCUGGCAAUUUGUGCGUAUACUUGCAAGGUUUUUAUACGAUGGCAUGUCCAACAGAAGCAUAUUGAAACAAAUACCCUUUCUGAUUAAGCAAUUGGAUACAUUACACAACGAAGCAGCUCAAUUGAAGUCUUAUCGUAUGUAUGGAGCAUCUUUACUGUUGAUGUACGACGGUAAUAACUCAUGCAGCAAAAGGUGCAAAGUAAAACUAAACUUGAUAGACUUCGCACGCUGUGUAACAAAAAAAGAUAUGGACACAUCAAUAGAUACCUUCAAAAUCCGUCCAAAGAACCCAGAACUUGAAGAUAGGGGUUUCUUGCGUGGUUUAAAAUCGCUCAAGUUUUAUUUGUUAGUAAUUUGGAACCACCUAACAAGUGAUCAUCCUUUGGUUUACGAAGAUGACGAACUAAUGGAGUACUUGGAUUCCGUUUCUGAAUUCCAAACAGCGUGGGAGUGGGUUGAUGAGUUUGAAAAAGAAAAUGAGUCGAGGUUUAAUGACCCUAGUGAUGAGUUACGGAAGAAAUGGCGCAAAUACGAGUUAAUUUUCGAUGUUGAGCCGGUUUACGGUGACGAUGAUGUCAGUGAGUAA